AGCGCGCGAGUCACGAGUGCCGACGCGGCCGACCGCGGCGACAUGGCUUCGGAGCGGGACGUGCGCGCCCGGCUGCAGCGCGCGGGCCAGGAACACCUGCUGCGCUUCUGCGCCGAGCUGGCUCCGGGGCCGCGCGCCGCGCUCCUGGCCGAGCUGGAGGCGCUGGAGCCCGAGGCGCUGCGCGAGCACUGCCAGCGCGCGGCUGCGGCCCGCGCGUGCCCCCCGGGCCCGGAGCCCGGCCUGGCCGCGCGCCUGCGGCCCCUGCCCCCUGAGCGCGUGGGCAGCGCGAGCCGGUGCGACCCUGAGACGCGGCGGCUCUGGGAGGAGGAAGGUUUCCACCAGAUCGCCCUGAGCAAGGUGGCUGUGCUGCUGCUGGCUGGUGGGCAGGGCACGCGCCUAGGCGUGACCUACCCCAAGGGCAUGUAUCAGGUGGGGCUGCCCAGCCGGAAGAGCCUGUACCAGCUGCAGGCAGAACGGAUUCGGCGGGUGGAGCAGCUGGCCAGCGAGCGCAGCGGGACCCAGUGCGCCAUACCCUGGUACAUCAUGACAAGUGAGUUCACGCUGGAGCCCACCGCCAGGUUCUUCAAGGAGCACGACUUCUUCCACCUGGACCCCAACAACGUGAUCAUGUUUGAGCAGCGCAUGCUGCCUGCUGUGACCUUUGAUGGCAGGGCCAUCCUGGAGAAGAAAGACAAGGUUGCCAUGGCCCCAGAUGGCAACGGAGGGCUGUACCGCGCACUGUCGGACCACCAGAUUCUAGAGGACAUGGAGCGUCGGGGAGUGGAGUUUGUGCACGUGUACUGUGUGGACAACAUUCUCGUGCGGCUGGCUGACCCUGUCUUCAUCGGCUUUUGCGUGCUGCGCGGCGCAGACUGUGGGGCCAAGGUGGUGGCAAAGGCGUCCCCGGAGGAGCCCGUGGGGGUGGUGUGCCAGGUGGACGGAGUCCCUCAGGUGGUGGAGUACAGCGAGAUCAGCCCCGAGACCGCACGGCUUCGCGGGCCCGAUGGGAGCCUCCUCUACCACCUGGGCAACAUCUGCAACCACUUUUUCACUCGAGGCUUCCUCCGGGCUGUCGUCAGUGAGUUUGAGCCCUUGCUGAAGCCACACGUGGCUGUGAAGAAGGUCCCGUACGUGGAUGAGGAGGGAAAUCUGGUAAAGCCGCUAAAACCAAACGGGAUAAAGAUGGAGAAGUUUGUGUUUGAUGUGUUCCCGUUCGCUAAGAACUUCGUGGCCUUCGAAGUGUCUCGGGAGGAGGAGUUUUCUCCUCUGAAGAAUGCUGCCUCGGCUGCUAGCGACAACCCCACCACGACUCGGUGUGCCCUGCUCCUGCAGCAUUACCGCUGGGCCCUGCAGGCAGGGGCCCACUUUCUGGACGCGUGUGGGGCGCGGCUCCCUGAGCUGCCCAGCUUGCCCAGCAGCGGAGAGCCUCCUGCCAUCUGUGAGAUCUCGCCUUUGGUAUCCUACUCUGGAGAGGCUCUGGAGGUGUAUCUGCAAGGCCGGGAGUUCCCAUCCCCGCUGAUCCUGGAUGAGAACCGGGCCAGGGCUCUGCAGCCCUGACUUGCUCUCUGGCCUGCCAACCCCGGGGUCCUGAGGGGUGGCGCCGCUCCCGUCAUCGUUCCCGGGGACACAAGUGACCAAACAGGGCUCUUUGGCCGUGCUCCUGGCUGUGAGGUCUGGGCGAGAGGCAGAGGUGCGGCGUCCUCGGGGAGGGCAGCAGGCCUGCCUCUGUCGGAACGGAGACGUACGUGAGGACGGCGGCACCUCAAGCCCUACGCGCAGAUCCGCCCGGCGGGGAGCGCCGGCCACCCCAGCUUUUCUGCAGACCCACGGACGGACGAGGCGAGAGGAGGGGACGGUGUCCGUCCCCCGCAGGGUGACCUACCAAAGUGGGACCAAUCCCAGUGGCCGCACGUGGUGGCUAAUUAGUCUGAAAUAUAAGCAGGCGGGGAGCACCGUCCCCCAACCAGCUUGCCAGUAGCUUCCGACAGAUCUUGGUGCUCACGGACCUCCCGCGCUCUCUGGAGGGAGACACAGACUCCACGUACGGGGCCACGGUCCCCACGCUGUACCCCUGCGGCCCCACCGAGGCUGGGGAAGACCCGCUGGUCCUGGCCCCUAGCCCUGCUGCUCCGGGCCCCAGUGCCUGCUGCUCUCCCCUCCGGAAAGCAGCACGGGGGCACCUCCCCGCCCGCUGACGCGAAGGGCGGCGUGGAAUGCAGCCUGCCGCCCCGCCAGGCCGCCUGCUCCCACGCCCUCACGCUGCGGCGACACCCCCACGGAAGCCGGUUUCCCCAGGGCAAGGAUGUCACCUGGGCGGUGGGUUCAGAGGCUGCUGACUCCUCCAGUGGCUUGUAGUGGACCAGCGGAGGGUGGACGUGUGUCCCCGCACCCGGACCUGGGCGUGGUGGCGGGGUCGGGGCCAGGCCCAAAGCCCGGAGGAGGACUCUGCUCCCACCCGCGCUGUGCCAGUCCUUCGCAGACCUCAGAGCUGAACCGCGUGCCUUACGACGCUUCUCCCAGCUGCUCCGCUGGCAAGCAAAGGGCCUGGGACAGAGGAGGGCCAGCCAAGGCGGGGGCCCAGGUCCGGGGUCCUGCCCACAGCUGCUGCUCCUCACUGCCACAGCCCAACGACCGUGCAGCCUCUUUCCUACACCAGCUGGGGAAGCUACUGAAAUGGCCUGUUUUUAAAGACCCCGUUUAUUGUACAAGAAUUACAGCUGCGCGUAAAGUUUCAAACACGGCCCAGAGAUCCGGGGGCACAAGAGCCUUCAGAAAGGCUUUUCCACAGGGUUUGCAGCUUACAGGAUUGAAGCACGUCCCCAAACCAGGAACACGGGUGGAGCCCUAGGUCACUGCUCACAGGUGCGCGCUGCUGUGCACACUGCACUCAAGAGGCAGGACGGGCCCCUCAGCACAAAACUGUCCCUCCCCAGACAACCGAUAAGGAAGCCACGGACUUCUGAGAGGCUGCCAAACUCUUUGAUUUCCCACAGAACGUGGCGGAUUCCCAAUAAACGCAAGAUGCCGUGAUUGA
Panthera uncia (snow leopard) is the source of this 3034-nucleotide messenger RNA. RefSeq names its product UDP-N-acetylglucosamine pyrophosphorylase 1 like 1 (gene UAP1L1). NCBI's taxonomy places the organism in Eukaryota, Metazoa, Chordata, Mammalia, Carnivora, Felidae. Gene Ontology annotation, molecular function: UDP-N-acetylglucosamine diphosphorylase activity. The transcript has 10 exons. Bases 43 to 1557 code for a protein of 504 amino acids. Gene Ontology annotation, biological process: UDP-N-acetylglucosamine biosynthetic process. The record is from RefSeq and is a predicted model, not a curated record.